Messenger RNA from Tripterygium wilfordii, 724 nucleotides. Its product is annotated as rapid alkalinization factor-like. The coding region runs from base 156 to 512 and encodes 118 amino acids. NCBI's taxonomy places the organism in Eukaryota, Viridiplantae, Streptophyta, Magnoliopsida, Celastrales, Celastraceae. The record is from RefSeq and is a predicted model, not a curated record. The transcript has a single exon.
CCAGUUCUCAGCUGUUUUGUCUUUUAAACUCCCGUGAGGAAAUAAACAAGUACACAGCCUUCACACCCAAACAGGAGAGAAGAGGAAGAAAGCUAUUGAGAAGAAACCCAAUUUCCCAAUUUGUUCUUGUCUUGACUCUCCAAUUGUUUCUAACAAUGGCCAAAUUCUUCAGUUAUUGUAUACUUCUCUCGAUCUGUGUGAUCAUGAUCCUGAUGAGCAGAUCAUCCUCCGUAGAUGCGAUGGGGGACCUUCGUAUUGGGUGGAUACCCACCGCAAAGCCAAUCUGCAAGGGCUCCAUUGCAGAGUGCUUAGCAGGGGAAGAGGAGUUCGAGCUGGACUCGGAGAUCAACAGGCGGAUUCUAGCAACCAGCAACUACAUCAGCUAUGGUGCGCUGCAGAGGAACACUGUCCCAUGCUCUCGCCGCGGGGCCUCCUACUAUAAUUGCCAGUCUGGGGGUCAGGCCAAUCCUUAUAAUCGCGGAUGCAGUGCCAUUACAAGGUGCAGAGGUUGAGAUUUUAAUUUUAUUUUUUUCCACUUUUUAAUAUUUUCCUUGGAGAGGGGUUUGAUUGUUAUAGGGGGGAUGGGAAGAUUGGUGUUGAUGGGUAUUUGCUGUUGUUAAUGGAGAUAUGGUUUUGCACAAUUAUAUAUGUUUGGAUGUCUUUGUAUAAUCUUCUUCUUUUCCUCUUAAAUUGUCUCUAAAAUGAUCCACCUUAAUUUUUGGAA